AUGCCGUCUUGGGUGCUUCUCCUCCUACUUUCUGCCUUAGCUUACGUUUGUGACGGACGAUGUCGAUAUCGUGAGAGUCGAGUCCGAGAACUAGCUAUCAGAUUACCAAGGAAUUGCCGUGUGAAGCUUUCCCAAGUGGGUGAAGAGUACUGGACCUCUGUCGGCUACGAUGGGAUGUUGAGGAAUGGACGUACUACGAACGAUUUCCUCACACUUCCACAAUCGGGUGAUGGAGACAUUCGUACAGGAUGGGUAGCCUAUUGGAUCACAAAGACAAAGUAUGGUGACGGCCAACACUACGAAGUCUUUGGCCACGCCUACUUGAGGCCUGACGGACGUGUUUGCGGCUUGUUUGCUGGACGAGAUCGCGAUGUAGUUGAAAUAUGUGGAGGAUUCCGUGUGUUGUCAAGGAACAAAAACAAUCCAAAUGAGGAAAUGCCGUAA
Molecule: messenger RNA, 444 nt
Organism: Cooperia oncophora
Lineage: Eukaryota; Metazoa; Nematoda; Chromadorea; Rhabditida; Trichostrongylidae
Source: the annotation of a GenBank genome assembly